Trichoderma atroviride IMI 206040 is the source of this 1437-nucleotide messenger RNA. RefSeq lists its product as uncharacterized. Gene Ontology annotation, molecular function: FAD binding. NCBI's taxonomy places the organism in Eukaryota, Fungi, Ascomycota, Sordariomycetes, Hypocreales, Hypocreaceae. The record is from RefSeq and is a predicted model, not a curated record.
AUGAGACACCCAAUCACAGCGCAGCAGGUAAAGGAGCUUGCCGCUCAGCUAGAUGCUUCUACUCGACUGCUCACCGCCGCAGAUGGCGAUGAUUAUGAAAAGAUAAUUUCGCGUUGGGCAGAUAACGCGGUGAAACGUGCUGGUGCUGUCGCCGUUCCAGUGUCAUAUGAAGAAGUAUCCAAGCUGGUCAAGUUCGCAUCCAAUAAUAAGCUUGAUCUUGCUGUGAGGGGUGGUGGCCAUUCUACAGGAGGAACUAGCUCUACCGAAGGCGGGUUGACCAUUGAUCUCUCAGGGAUGCGUGCCGUGAAGGUUGACAAAGACUCAAAAUUGAUCGUUGCUCAAGGCGGUGCCCUCUGGGAAGACGUCGACAAUGCCGCUUUCGAAAAAGGCCUGGCAACCGUAGGUGGGACUGUGAAUCAUACAGGCAUCGGCGGCUUAACGCUUGGCGGCGGCCUGGGCUGGCUCUCGGGCUUAUACGGCACUGUUGUUGACAAUCUCGUUGCAGCCAAGAUUGUCGUUGCUGAUGGACGCGUCCUUUCGGUUUCAGAAAAUGAGAAUACUGAUCUAUUCUGGGCAAUACGCGGUGCGGGCCACAACUUUGGCGUUGCAGUUGAAUUCACCUUUCGAGCAUACGACCAAACAAACGACGUAUAUGCUGGUGGCUUGGUGUUUACCCCUGAUAAACUGACUCUUCUCGUGGACGGAUUUAAUACCAGGAUGAAAACUCCAAACCCCCAGGCUACGGGCAUGUUUCUCUUUGCAAAGCCUCCCAGCAUGCCUGUUGCUGUGGUUGUCGCCAAUGUAUUCUACAACGGUGAUGAAGCUGCAGCACGGGAAUAUUUCAAAUUCUUAUUCGACUUGGAGCCUGUUGCCGUCACCGCGAAGAUGAUGCCCUAUAACCAUCUCAAUGCGCUAUUGAAUCCUCUAACCACGCAUGGCCGCCGCAAAGCCUUGAAAGCAGUCACGGUUACACACCACAUAGAUGCCGCGUUUGUGCAGGAACUUUACAACGACUAUGCGCAGCAGGUGGAGAAAAAUCCCGACAUGUCCGCUUCCAUCUUGGGUAUAGAGAUCCAUGACACUUCCAAAAUCCAAAGCGUACCUUUGGAGGCGACGGCAUUUUCCAAUCGGGGGUCAUAUAGGCCCGGUAUUGUCGGUUUGGAGUGGACUGACCCUACGAUGGAUGAGGAGAACAGAGCCUGGGGUCGAAUGAUUCAGGCCAAGUGUCGACAAGCCGUUAUCGACAGCAAGGAAUUUACUGAAGAUACUAAAACCUCAUUGGAAUAUGCCAACUAUGUCGAACCUGGCGAUCUUAUAACUGAUACGCCCUUCGGUGGCAAUCAGCAACGACUGGGCAUGUUGAAACAUAAAUACGACCCCGAUUUCAUGUUUAACAAAACAAAUCCCAUUACACCACUACGUACCGAGCUCAACUAA